Molecule: messenger RNA, 2446 nt
Organism: Acanthoscelides obtectus
Lineage: Eukaryota; Metazoa; Arthropoda; Insecta; Coleoptera; Chrysomelidae
Source: the annotation of a GenBank genome assembly
CCUUGACUGAUACACAUCCGAUGUCAUUUAGAUUUUUUAUCUAUCAUAUCUGUCUAUCAUCUUCAAACCUGAUCCAGGAACAUAUCAUCCUAAAUUCAUUGUAAAAAAUAUCAAAAUCAUCUUUAAUGUCCCAGCCACAAGCUCUACCUGCAAAUGAUGCUUCCGGAUUGAUCGAACAAGAAACAUCCCAAGGUAUUUUAUCGAAUAUAGGAUGUCCAGAUAUCCCAAUAAGACAGGCCGUGCAAAGUGCUUACGAUACUGUUGUAAGACUGGUAGGCUUAGAGGGUUCUAUUGAAGAAGAAGAAGAUAUACCAGUCUUACGCAAUGAAGAUUGUGAAGAAACACAAGAAGAUUGUGGAAGUUGUUCUAAAAUAAGGAGGGGGAACUGUCCAAAAUGUCCACCACCACCUUUUGGAGAAUACACUAAAUCGGCUAUACAAGCUAUAUCAAACUUACUUGGGCUUAAACCUGAACCAGUUCAAGAAAGUGAAAUUACAGUAGAGGACGAUGGGGAUGAUUCAAAACUUGUGAAAGCAGACGAAACGUCUCCAGCUACUCUACAAGCAUCUGCUUCAUAUACAGAGGAGAGUGAUUCAUCCAAAAAACAGGAAGAAAUAUCUAUCUGGGAUAGAAAAUGUAGAAGUCAAGAUAAAUGCCCGCCACCACCCUUUGGAGAGCAUACUAGAAGCUUUGCUCAGGCUGUAGGUCAUUAUAUAGGGUAUUCUACAAAAGCAGGUAAUAGUUCCAAGGCCGAAGAUGAAAUAGACGAAGAAAAGAGUGAUAUUGAGAAUAAAGCAGUUAAUGGAGAAAAAACUAAUGACAAUACAAAAUCAGAAUCAGGGGAACCUCCUUGUCAACCUAAACAAGCUAGCUUCAAUGUUGGUGAAGAACAAACUGAGCAGUUGAGUGUUGUUACAAGAAGUGCCUAUAAAACUGUUGUGAGACUGAUAGGAGCUUACGAAGCGCCAGAGAAAGAAGUUGGAGAGCCUGAAUUGGUUAACGAAGAACACGAACAUAAAGUUGCAAGUGCUAGUAAGGAUGAAUAUCCAGUAUGCAAGACAUGUAGAAGAUAUGGAAAGAAGAAAUGUGCCCCUCCACCACUUGGUGAGUAUACAAAAUCUGCAAUUCAAGCUAUUUCUAAUGUCAGAGAUUAUGUGGGGAGUAUAAUGUUUUCCGAAGACGCUGAGGAUGACUCCGAAACUAGUGAGAACGCUGUUGAAGAAACGGUUGAUGAUGAAAGUACCAAAGAUCAAAAAGAAGAUGAGUCUGCAUGUCAAACCAAAUCACCAGACUGCAGUGUGAAUGAGAGGGUUAACAAAAAGCCUGACAUACUGUUGAGGCAAUCUACUCGAAGCGCGUUUCAAGCUGUUGUACAAUUGGUAGGAUUGGACAGUGCCCCUGAAGAAAAACCGACACUUGUCAGUGACUCAGGUGAGGAAGUACCAAGUGAAGCUGAGGUCCAGGAUAGUACUAGGUCGUCGUGCACCAGACAUGAAAAGAAAAAAUGCCCUCCUCCACCUUUAAGUGAGUAUACGAAGUCUGCCAUUCAGGGUAUUUCAAAUCUUAUGGGUUUACAAAGAGAAGAUGUCGAAGAGAAGGUUAGUAGACACAUUAACGCUAAAGAAGCAAUACCUGGUUCUGGUCGAAGUGCAGCCUCAACUGAAGGUAAAGCUUCAGAAGGAGAAGCACCUAAUUCAGCACCCCCUGAAGAAAAACUCAGUGAACCGGAGAUCCAGGAUAAUACUAGAGAAGAUGUCGAAGAGAAGAUUAGUAAAGAAAGCAAUGCUGAAGAAGCACCACCUCCUAGUUCUGGUCAAAGUGCAGUCCCAACUGAAGGUCGAGCUUCAGGAGAAGAAGUACUAGCUGAGCCCCUUAAGAGUCAAUGUAGGUCCAAGAAAUGUCCAUCACCACCCCUUGGGGGAUAUACUAGAGAUAUCGCAAAUGCUAUUGGAAGAUACAUUAGUAAUAAGGAUGAGACAGGUGACAUCUCGACCCCUGAAGGAUGUGGGAACGCUAAGGAUGGAAAAGAAUCUGCUCUACCUAAACCGACUAGUUAUACCAUAGACAAAGCUAUGCCUCAAUCUAGUGUAAAAAUGGGUAGAGCUACGAAUGCUGUAUUUAAGAUGUUUGGGAAAGUUUUGGGUGCGACAAGAGAUGGAGUUUAUGUUCCUGUUGAAGAAGAACGUGGGAAUGAAGAAGAGCAAGAGAUCCAAGAAAGUUCAUGAAGGAGCAUAACCACAGAUUGCGAUGCAAAUGUCCUGUGAUAAAGUUGAAGAAUACGGGACUGAUGAGAGGAGUUGUGGAGAGAACAUGGUGACAAUUUCCCAUUUGAUGGUCGGGGAGUGGUACUGGCUCAUGCAUUCUUCCCUACUGGAAUGAGAUCCAGUAUUGAAGUUCAUUUUGAUGCCGACGAAGCAUGGACUACGGAUGGCAGCAGCGAUGAAGG